This is a messenger RNA of Hordeum vulgare subsp. vulgare (domesticated barley), 1539 nucleotides long. Its product is annotated as noroxomaritidine synthase-like. Gene Ontology annotation, molecular function: heme binding; monooxygenase activity; oxidoreductase activity, acting on paired donors, with incorporation or reduction of molecular oxygen. NCBI's taxonomy places the organism in Eukaryota, Viridiplantae, Streptophyta, Magnoliopsida, Poales, Poaceae. The transcript has a single exon. The record is from RefSeq and is a predicted model, not a curated record. The coding region runs from base 13 to 1539 and encodes 508 amino acids.
CUCCUGGGAACAAUGUCGAUUUUCUUCUCGCUAAAGCUGCCCAUCUUCACGCCACUCUUGCUUCUUGUUGCCCUAUGGUUGCGGUUCAAAUCCAGUACAUCAAAGAACACAUCAGUGCUACCCACAAACUGGCCAAUAAUACACAUGUUGCCUUCUUUCAUUGCCAACCUCCAUAAGGUGCAUGACUACUUUGCCGAGGGCCUUGCCGAAAUAAGCCACAAUUCCAGGGUAUAUACACCUCAAGGGCGCAUCUUCGUCACUUGUGACCCUGCGAAUGUCCGACACAUAUUCACGACGAACCAUGCAAACUUUCCCAAGGGUGCAGAAUUCGCAGCUAUCUUCGACAUCAUGGAUGGAGGCUUCUUCACCGUUGAUGGUGAGUUGUGGCGUCGGCAGCGCCCGAAGUUCCAGAGAGUGCUCAGCAACCCACAGUUGGUUGCCAGUAUGGCGGCUUGCUGCCACAACAAGGUGAAGAAUGGCCUCCUCCCAUUGUUUGCCCACAUCGGAAGGACCGGCACCCCAUUCGACAUGCAAGAAGUGAUUGCGAGGUUUAUGUUUGACCUAGCUGCCAUGCCUCUCUUUGGUGUGGACCCUGGCCUCCUAUCGUCGAGCAUGCCGGCCAUGGACGUUGCGGUCGCCAUGGACACAGUGAUGGAGGUAGGAUUUCUCCGGCACGUAAUGCCGUCCUCUUGCUGGAAGGUUAUGAGGUGGCUAAACAUUGGCCCUGAGAGAAAACUGCAUGCUGCGCAUACAAUGCUACGAGGGUUCGUCGCAGAUAUGAUUGAAAGGAAGAAGAUCUAUGGAGGACUUGUUUCUAAUGACAAUGAGCAAGAUGGGGUGGAUAUUCUAUCUUCCUAUAUCGACGACCCAGACUUUUCCAAUGAUGAUUUACUCUGUGCAAUGCUCAUUAGCUUCAUGCUCGCUGGGAGGGAUACAAUAGGCACAACCUUGACAUGGAUAUUUUACAUCCUCGCACAUAAUCCAACCAUCGUGUCAAUCAUUCGCAAUGAGCUCACACCCAUUGCAACACGCAAAGUAGCCAUGGCUAUGGGUGCCAUGGUGGUCUUUGAGCCAGAAGAGACCAAAUCCCUAGUUUAUCUAAAAGCUGUCUUGUACGAGGCACUCAGGUUGUACCCACCGGGACCUUUCGAGCGCAAGACAGUGGUCGCCGAUGAUAUCAUGCCAAGUGGCCAUAAGGUGAAGGCCGGCGAGAUGGUCCUUAUUUCUAUCUACUCCAUGGGGAGGAUGGAGGGCAUAUGGGGCAAAGAUUGUCACGACUAUAAACCACAAAGGUGGCUCUCGGAAGAUGGCAAAAAACUAAGAUACAUACCUUCUCACAAGUUUUUAUCCUUCAACUCGGGCCCGAGGAUGUGUCCCGGCAAGGACAUUGCUGUUAUGCAGAUGAAAACCGUCGUCGCCACAUUGGUGUGGAACUUCGAAAUGGAAGUGGUGGAACAGCAAAGCAUCCAGACCAAGCUAUCUUGCACUCUACAGAUGAAAAAUGGGCUCAAAAUGAAGCUAAAGAAGAGGGAAAUGUAA